AUGGUUUUUAAUGUGAUGAACUAUGGUGCUGUUGCCGAUGGAAAUACUGAUAACAGUAAGGUUUUUGAAUAUGUAUUUAACAAAGCUUGUCAAUCUGAAGGGAUAAAUCUUGUAUUAAUCCCACGAGGAACAUAUAUGUUGUGGCCUAUAAUGUUGAAAGGGCCUUGCAAGGGUCAAGUGGAAUUUCAAAUCAAAGGGACCCUGAAGGCUCCUACAGAUAAAGCAUCUACAGUUAAUGUUUAUUAUUGGAUCGCCUUCCAAUACAUAGACCAGUUGAUCCUCACGGGUGGUGGGAAAUUGGAUGGACAAGGUCUCGCUGCUUGGAAUGUGUAUACUUGCAAUGUAGACCCAAACUGCAAAGCUCUUCCCAUUUCUUUGAGAUUAGAUUUUGUCACCAAUUCAAGAAUCAGUCACCUAUCUUCAAUCAACAGCAAAAGUGCCCAUGUGAAUGUUUUCGCAUGCGAACAUGUGAGAUUUGAUCACAUCCAUAUAAUAGCACCCAAAGAUAGCCCCAAUACCGAUGGAAUACACAUUGGUUCAUCUAGUAAUAUUGAUAUCUUCAAUUCAAUUAUAGCCACUGGAGAUGAUUGUGUAUCGCUGAGUCCUGGAUCCAAAGACAUAAACAUUCAGGACGUUAAGUGUGGCCCGGGCCAUGGAAUCAGCGUUGGAAGUCUUGGCGGGGUACCAAAUGAAGAAGAUGUUAGUGGAUUAAGGGUGACACAUUCCACCUUUAUUGGCACUCAAAAUGGCUUGAGGGUUAAAACAUGGGCUAUGCCUUACUCAAACAAUGUUUUCAAUCUUACCUUUGAAAAUAUCAUCAUGGAGAAUGUCGACAACCCCAUCAUCAUUGAUCAACAAUAUUGUCCACCUCGGAAUUGUAAAAAGGGUGACUCCCAAGUUCAAAUUCGCGAUGUUAAGUUCAGAAACAUUACGGGCACCUCUAGCUCAAAAAUUGCAGUUGCUUUUGAUUGUAGCAAAGGCAAACCUUGUGAGAAUAUUGAGCUCAACAACAUCAACCUAACUUACAAUGGUGCUGGAGGACCUGCGACAUCGUUAUGUUCUAAUGCCAAAGGUAUUGUUAUUGGUCAACAACAACCCCCAUCUUGCAUAUAUCACUCCUCGCAGCACCUUUAUUAAAAUCAAGACAUAAAGUUUAAUACUUCAACUCUUUUGACAAUACUGCUUUGUGCUUGAAAUUAAGGCU
Molecule: messenger RNA, 1204 nt
Organism: Quercus robur (English oak)
Lineage: Eukaryota; Viridiplantae; Streptophyta; Magnoliopsida; Fagales; Fagaceae
Product: exopolygalacturonase-like
Exons: 4
Coding region: 1-1137 (378 amino acids)
Biological process (GO): carbohydrate metabolic process
Molecular function (GO): polygalacturonase activity
Source: RefSeq, a predicted model, not a curated record